GGAACAAGCUCGGGUUAUGGCCACAUACUAUGGGGUACCUACAGUACCCUGGCACCUGGACAACGACACAUCAUUCGACUUGUGAACAGGUCUCCGACAACGCUGCACGUGGAAUGGGAGCCUGUUUGGGGACGCAGCCACAGCGGUUACGUUCUGACUGCUCGAUCGCUUCACUCCGUCUACGGGAACGUGCGCAUCAACCAGGUAAAGACGUUCGACGUGGAGCCAUAUGAGUCUGCUCCGGAGUGCACCUUCACCCGAGCACUGUCUACAAUGUCACGCUCAAACCUAAAGAUCACAGUGGCUUGGGGAGCUUACGCCACACUGCCUCCCGGUUGGUUCCUUGUCAAGAAUCUCAAGCAGUGCGAUAAGACCAACUUUGCUGUCUCAAUGAGUUGGGAACCUGUUGAACUGGACAUGGCCACUGAUUAUCAGGUCCGUUAUCUCCGCAUGAAGGACAGCGAAGCUGGAUGGAUCGAAGAAGAUGCCAGGGAGAGCAAGGAGCUACUUUGCCCGAAGGAUGGAUGUGGUCGUCUGUGCUAUCUGGUCUUCAACUUGCCUCAUAAUCCUAGCGAUUAUAUUUUC
Molecule: messenger RNA, 585 nt
Organism: Ostertagia ostertagi
Lineage: Eukaryota; Metazoa; Nematoda; Chromadorea; Rhabditida; Trichostrongylidae
Source: the annotation of a GenBank genome assembly